Carica papaya (papaya) is the source of this 681-nucleotide messenger RNA. The record is from RefSeq and is a predicted model, not a curated record. Lineage: Eukaryota; Viridiplantae; Streptophyta; Magnoliopsida; Brassicales; Caricaceae.
AUGGCGUCAACUGCUUCUUUCAAAUCCGACACUCCCCAUUCUUUUUCAUUACCACGCUUUCGGUGGACCUCAACAAACCACCACAGCAACUCCACAGUUUCCCAAUCUACGUCCGAUAAUGCCGAACUCUCUGUAAAUGUCAGGAUCGCUGAUUCUCUCUCCACGCCUGCUUCCCCCCCAUCUUCUUCUUCUUCUUCUCCAUCGCAUUUUUCGAUCCCUAAAUCACUUGACAAGUCCGCGUCAUCGAGUGAUCGAGGCAAGAUUCGAUUAAAGAUUCGCUAUGGGAGGAGCAACCCUGAGGAUGUCGCAGCUACUCAAGCCUCUGUAUCGCUUGUUCCUGAUCAAGCUGAACAAUCGAAGCCAAGAAUCUGGAAUUUAAGGACAAGAAAAGCGUCCACAAAGAAGCUGAACGACGAUGGAAGUGCACCGGAAGUCCCUAUACCGUCGCUGCAGGGGAUGAAAACUCGUUGGGCUCGAUCGCUCCUUCGAGUUGCAUCCACUCCGUCAAAAAUUGUUUCACAAACUUCCAGAUUGGCAGAGAAGAAGAAGAAGAUAAUUUUGUCGAUUCCACUUUCUAAGGACGAUAUUGCAGAGGAUGUGUUUGCAUUGACGGGGAAGAAGCCAUGUACAAGGCCCAAGAAGAGGGCCAAGAAUGAGCAGAGACAACUGGAUGUAAUUUGA